Messenger RNA from Punctularia strigosozonata HHB-11173 SS5, 918 nucleotides. RefSeq lists its product as uncharacterized. NCBI's taxonomy places the organism in Eukaryota, Fungi, Basidiomycota, Agaricomycetes, Corticiales, Punctulariaceae. The transcript has 4 exons. The record is from RefSeq and is a predicted model, not a curated record. Bases 1 to 918 code for a protein of 305 amino acids.
AUGGAAUCUCCGCAAAGGCCCUCAUCGCGGACCUCCUCUUCCCAGAACAGGGCAAAGAAGCGGGCACCCUCGAGCCGUCAUCGUCGCGAUGAUUCGGAUGGAGAUGUCACUCCGCCUGAGGGUUCCAACACCGACGACACCACCGACGGCGACUCAUCGUGGCCCCAGUACACCUGGCUCGUGAAGCCUCCGCGUGGGAAGCGAUAUGGGCUUGAUGACCAGAACGAGCGGAUGCGUGCUGUUAUCCAGGAAGCUCUCAAUAGCAUCCAUACUGACCUAUGUUUCGUAAAUGCUUUCCCCAGCUUCGCCGAUAAGACGAGAAUGGUGAGCAAGGCUCUCGUAACAGCUGCGCAGAAGCUAGGCUAUCGCAGCAUACGUGGGCGACUCGAGGCACCUGGUCAACGGCAGUGGUUCAAGAAUCUGAGUGGGAUCGUCUUCAACCGCAUUAGUACCUUUCGUACGAAGGUUAAGGCAGCGGCAGUCCUUCACUUCACGUCAUAUCUUGGAAUCAAGCCACGAGACAAAGCAGCCGUCGCCAAGUGGAUUGCGGACGAUUCUUUCAUCUAUCCGGGCAGCACCGAAGGGUACCGCUCGCCAGUCAUAAAGGCUGUGAUCGCGGAGGCGUUCUUCUCAAAGGGCAAUGCUAUUGGUAGCCAGAACCCAGAGAUGUUUCCGUCAAGCCGUACAGAUCUUCCUGAUGAGAAGGAGAUCCCUGCUCCCAUGGUCGCAUUGGCAGCAACAGCGAUUCUCUGUGCCUUGGAGUCGUACAAAGAAGGAUAUUUCGAGAAAUGCCCCUUCACAGCGAGCAAGUAUAAAUCUGCUUAUGAAUCCCACUUGGGGUCAUUGCUGCACCUCAGGAAGAACGGCCUUGCGGCAUAUCAUUUCUUGAUGCACGAGCUGUACAACGAUGCGCAGUGA